AAAAAAAUGUUUCUUUAUCUGAGUAUAGUGGACACACAUUGUUACAUUAGUUUCAGGUGUACAACAUAGUGAUUCAACUUCUCUAUACGUUAUGCUAUGCUCACCACAGGUGUAGCUACCAUCUAUCACCAUACGACACGAGCACAAUGUCAUCGACUAUAAUCCCCGGGCUGUACCUUUUAUUCCCCUGACUUACCUAUUCCGUUCCUGGAAGCCUGUAUCUCCCACUGGCCUUUACUCAUUAUGCCCACCCCCCACCCCGACUCCCUUCCCUCUGGCAACAAUGAAUUCGUCCUCUGUAUUUAUAGGUCUGAAUCUGCUUUUUGUUUGUUUGUUUGUUUUUUUAGAUUCCACAUUUAAGUGGAAUCAUAUGGUAUUUGUCUUUCUCAGUCUGGCUUACUUCGCUUAGCAUAAUACCCAUUAGGUCCAUCCAUGUUGACACAAAUGGUAAGAUCUCAUCCUUUCUUAUGGCUAAUAUUCUAUUGUGUGUAUAAAUAUAUAUAUAUAUAUAUCUCACACCUUCUUUAUCCAUUCAUCCAUUCAUGGACACUAGUUUGCUUCCUAUAUCUUGGUCUUUGUAAAUAAUGGGCUGCAGUAAACACAGGGAUGCAUAUAUCUUCCCAAAAUAGUGUUUUCAUUUUCUUUGGGUAAAUUUCUAGUAGUAGAAUCACUGGAUCAUAGGGUAACUCUAUUUUUAAUGUUUUCAGGAACCUCCAUACUGUUUUCCGCAGUAGCUGCACCAGCUUGCAUUCCCACCAACAGUGCACGAGGAUUCCUUUUUCUCCACAUCCUCACCAACACUUAUUUCUUGUCUUUUUUAUUUUAGCCAUUCUGACAGGUGUAAGGUGAUAUCUCGUUAUUUUGAAUUGUAUUUCCCUGAUGAUCAGUGAUAUUGAACAUCUUUUCAUGUGUCUGUUUGCCAUCUGUAUGUCUUCUUUAGAAAAUGUCUAUUCAGGUCCUCUGCCCAUUUUUAAAUCAGAUUGCUUUGUGUGUGUGUGUGUGUGUGUGUGUUCCUUUGGCAUGUUUUCUAACUAGUAAAGAACAACAAUAAUGACAAAACAUAUAACCAAGAGGAGUUUCCAACAGUUAGAUCAACAUUAUUUAAAUAGUGGUACUCAUCAAAUACUUUAAACAAUCUGAGCUAUAAGACAUCUGGUUCAUUUCAAUAGCAAUUUUGGCACAAGUUCAACUUUUUUUCUGCCAUAUUUUGGGGACAAGUGGCUAACCUUUUGCAAUAUAAAAUAAGACAAAAUGAUACUUCUACAGCAUACCUUACACAAAAAUUGCUUUCAGAAGUAUGGAAAAUUUAAAGCCAUAGAAGUAUUAGAAUAAAAUGUUGAUGAAUGUGGAUUGUACUUCUUUUAUGGUAUAUGCUCAAUGCAUGUUCCCUAUUCCCAAUGAGAACUGCCCUUUCUCCACAUGCCCCUCUCAAGAUGAGCCCCUUAGAGUCUGUGACUCCAACACUCCCUGGACGCAGCUUAUGUUUUUGGAAUGGAGGGAGGUCGCAGAAUAGGCCAAUCUACUGGGUGGACUGUGUAAUUAGUUUCUCUUUCCCAUGUGUUAAAAUUGAGGUGAAGAGAUGCUUAGUCUGCUCAUCAGUCAUGCCAGAAUGGAGGUGGCCACAAUAUGGAUGAACAGAGUAUCACAGAAGAAGAGGGAAGAGUGACAUGGAUGCUCAGAGAGAAGCAGAGAGAAGUGAAGAGAGUGAAGCAGGACUCGAGCUCUACUUCACCCCGUCUGUCUCUAGAGGUUAUCUUUCUCCACUUCGCAUUGUUCUUCAGAAGAAACACAGGAAACACAGGAAGACAUACCCUAAGACAGCUGGUUUCCCUUCACAGCUCCAGAGAUACAGAUGAAUAUAGACCUCCUGUUUGGAAAUCUUACUUGUAUCAGUUGCAACAGGAAGCCCCUCAUCCUCGAAGAAUUACCUGUACUAAUGAGGUAGAAAACAGACCAAAGUAUUAUGGAAGAGAUGUUUCAUGUCAGAAUGCUAUAGAUGAAUCUGCUGUCUUGGUGUUUCACGGCAUGAUCUCCCGAGAAGAAGCAGACCAGCUCUUGAGUGUGGCUGAGGGGAGUUACCUUAUUCGUGAGAGCCAGCGUCAGCCGGGAACCUACACUUUGGCUUUAAGAUUUGGAAGUCAAACCAGAAACUUCAGGCUGUACUACGAUGGAAAGCACUUCGUUGGGGAGAAGCGCUUUGAGUCCAUCCACGAUCUGGUGACUGAUGGAUUGAUUACUCUCUAUAUUGAAACCAAGGCAGCAGAAUACAUUGCCAAGAUGACGAUAAACCCAAUUUAUGAGCACAUAGGAUACACAACCUUAAACAGAGAGCCAGCAUACCAAAAACAUAUGCCAGUCCUGAAAGAGACACAUGAUGAGAGAGAUUCUACAGGCCAGGAUGGGGUGUCAGAGAAAAGGUUGACAUCACUUGUUAGAAGAGCAACUCUGAAAGAAAACGAGCAAAUUCCAAAAUAUGAAAAGGUUCACAAUUUCAAGGUCCAUACAUUCAGAGGGCCACACUGGUGUGAAUACUGUGCCAACUUCAUGUGGGGUCUCAUUGCUCAGGGAGUGAAAUGUGCAGAUUGUGGUUUGAAUGUUCAUAAGCAGUGUUCCAAGAUGGUCCCAAAUGACUGUAAGCCAGACUUGAAACAUGUCAAGAAGGUAUACAGCUGUGACCUCACAACACUCGUGAAAGCCCAUAUCACUAAGCGACCAAUGGUGGUGGACAUGUGCAUCAGGGAAAUUGAAUCUAGAGGUCUUAAUUCUGAAGGACUGUAUCGAGUAUCAGGAUUUAGUGACUUAAUUGAAGAUGUCAAGAUGGCUUUUGACAGAGAUGGUGAGAAGGCAGAUAUUUCUGUGAACAUGUACGAAGACAUCAACAUCAUCACCGGCGCGCUGAAACUGUACUUCCGGGAUCUCCCGAUCCCACUCAUCACAUACGACGCCUACCCGAAGUUCAUCGAGUCGGCCAAAAUUAUGGAUCCUGACGAGCAAUUAGAAACCCUCCACGAGGCACUGAAGCUGCUGCCCCCUGCGCACUGCGAAACCCUGCGGUACCUCAUGGCACAUCUCAAGAGAGUGACCCUCCACGAGAAGGAGAAUCUUAUGAACGCCGAGAACCUUGGCAUUGUGUUCGGCCCGACCCUGAUGAGAUCUCCAGAACUAGACGCCAUGGCCGCCUUGAACGAUAUACGAUAUCAGAGACUGGUGGUGGAGCUGCUGAUCAAAAAUGAAGACAUUUUAUUUUAAAUUUUAGUUCGCAGGGGAAAAAGUGUUUUACAGAUGAAGGAAUGUUUUAUAGUAAUUUAACUGGCUCUUAUAGCUGAAUUAUUUCUUGGUUAGAAGUUUGGGCAGAUAGCCAGAUUAAAAUGAAGGAACUUUCCACUGUUUCCGUAGCACCGCUCAGCUGUCCUUGUACAACAGUGAACACACGCGCUCCAGUUCUAGUAACCCUGGGUGUUUAUCAUGUUAAGAGAAACUCAAGCUACUGCAUGAUUAGCCCCCUCUUUGGCAAGGGAACCCCACACAAAGGAGACAACAAGCCUGCACCGCCUUUUUGUCCCGGAUAGUCUGUGGUUGUAAUUCCGCAUGUUUCGCAGAGUAAAUCUGUCGUGACUCGCUUUUGGGUUCUAGGUCUUUGGUUUCUGACGCUUCUACAAACGUGCCCACAAAUGGAUGGAACAGCACCUCUGGCUGUCCCGCAUCCCCAUAGACUAGAACAUAGGCCGACUCUCGCAAACGCUGCACUUCUGCUUUCUCCUCGUUCUUCUCUAACAGAGUCCUUUCUUUCCAGCAAAAGCAAAAUGUGUUUUCAGAUUUGUUACUUUAGUCAAUUAUCCACCAAUAAAAAAGUACAAUGCAGAACAUUUUCUGUUAUUAUUGGUUUUUUAGUUGCGAUUUUGUGUUUUUAUCUGGCAUGCAUUUAUUAAUUUAUUAAAUUUGGCUUUCAGAAAUCAAAAA
Messenger RNA from Mirounga angustirostris (Northern elephant seal), 3960 nucleotides. It is a transcript of the gene CHN1, whose product is annotated as chimerin 1. Gene Ontology annotation, molecular function: ephrin receptor binding; GTPase activator activity. The transcript has 15 exons. The record is from RefSeq and is a predicted model, not a curated record. Bases 1627 to 3249 code for a protein of 540 amino acids. Gene Ontology annotation, biological process: ephrin receptor signaling pathway; positive regulation of GTPase activity; regulation of small GTPase mediated signal transduction. Lineage: Eukaryota; Metazoa; Chordata; Mammalia; Carnivora; Phocidae.